This is a messenger RNA of Vombatus ursinus (common wombat), 1258 nucleotides long. RefSeq names its product cathepsin S-like. The coding region runs from base 66 to 1109 and encodes 347 amino acids. Gene Ontology annotation, cellular component: lysosome. Gene Ontology annotation, biological process: immune response. Gene Ontology annotation, molecular function: cysteine-type endopeptidase activity. The record is from RefSeq and is a predicted model, not a curated record. Lineage: Eukaryota; Metazoa; Chordata; Mammalia; Diprotodontia; Vombatidae. The transcript is spliced from 8 exons.
UAAUUUAUAUAAAAGUGAAUUCUGCAGAUCUCUUGUUCCUCUGAAAUCUCUGGCAUUAGUCCACGAUGUUCCAAGAGUCCAGCAGAAGGAGCUCACCUGCUGCCUUCUCCAGAAUGAAGUUGGUCGCCUGGAUGUGUCUGGCCUGUGCUUCUACAAUGGCGCACCUCCAUCAUGAUCCGACGCUGGACAGCCACUGGAAAUUAUGGAAGAAAACUUACGGCAAACAAUAUAAGGAACAGAAUGAAGAAGUAGCACGGCGACUCAUCUGGGAAAAGAAUCUAAAAUUUGUAAUGCUGCAUAACCUGGAGCACUCAAUGGGACUCCAUUCCUACGAUCUAAGCAUGAACCAUCUGGCUGACAUGACCAGUGAAGAAGUGGCUUCUUUGAUGAGUUCCCUGAAAAUUCCUAACCAAUGGAACAGGAAUGUUACCUACAGACUAAACUCCAAUCAAAAGUUGCCUGAUUCAGUGGACUGGAGGGACAAGGGAUGUAUUACUGAAGUGAAAUAUCAGGGUGCUUGUGGUUCCUGCUGGGCUUUCAGUGCUGUGGGAGCCCUGGAAGCACAGCUUAAACUGAAAACAGGAAAGCUGGUGUCUCUCAGCGCACAGAACUUGGUGGAUUGUUCAACUGAGAAAUAUGAAAAUCGUGGUUGUAAUGGUGGCUUCAUGACUCGGGCCUUCCAAUACAUCAUUGAUAACAAUGGCAUCGAUUCAGAUGCUUCCUAUCCCUACAAAGCUAUGGAUGGAAAAUGCCAGUACAAUCCGGCUAACAGAGCAGCCACCUGUUCACAGUACACAGAGCUACCCUAUGGAAGUGAAGAAGCCCUGAAGGAAGCCGUGGCCAACAAAGGGCCUGUGUCUGUCGCAGUGGAUGCGACUCUCGCUUCUUUCUUCCUAUAUAGAAGUGGUGUCUAUUAUGACCCAGCCUGCACUCAGAAAGUAAAUCAUGGUGUGCUGGUGAUUGGCUAUGGUAACCUGGAAGGAAAGGACUACUGGCUUGUUAAAAACAGCUGGGGCCUCAACUUUGGUGACAAAGGAUAUAUUCGGAUAGCAAGAAACAGAGGAAAUCAUUGCGGGAUAGCUAGUUUUCCUUCUUACCCAGAAAUCUAGAAGAUCUCUUCAUUUCAUGUUUGAUCAGUUAAAAAAGACAGAUGAUACUUUGUUCUGAGUUUAAUUUUACUUCACUUCUACCAAUCAGUAGAAAUAACCAGAAGUGUAUGUUGAAUAGACUUAAAUAUAGUAAAAGCUUCAUUAAUCUA